AUGAUUAGUGCCGAAGUAGGUACAGUGGGAAGAACAUCUCUCCACGUCACCUGCGAAGCCGGUCACUCCGCGACUGCUGCCGUCCUAAUCGUAAAAGGAGCCUCAAAAGAAGCCAGAGACAAUUCCGGGCGUACACCACUCCACCUCGCAGCAGUUCAUCGCCAUACGGAACUAGUACAAGUUCUUCUUGAUGCUGAAUGUCAAGUCGAUGCCGUUGAUAACAAUGGUGUUACUGCUUUGCAAAUGGCUUGCGCCCAGGGCUGUCGAGGCAUUGUGGAGCAUCUUCUUGCAUUUGGCGCCAACGUUCAUCUACAAAACAAUGUUGGGUCUUCAGCACUACAUGCAGCUUGCGCAGCAGAUGCUAACGACAUCGUAGAACUCCUCCUAGCACACGGCGCCGAUCCUGCCAUGACAGAUCAGUGGGCCCAGUCUCCGGUGAGCGUGGCUGGUGGUGGCGCUACAGAGUCUCCACCCGAGGGAUUUAGGCGAGCUGCAAGAGGUUCCUUCUCCGCCAUCUUGGAUUUGAUAACAGCUACUACAAACUUGGAUAUCCAUCAGGAACAACAUUGGCACUCAUCACAAAAUUUUCGUCUGCACACUUUCAGGCCCAUUCACUAUCCGGCUCGACUACGCCGCGCACUGACGAUAAGUCCGGCGGACACUCGCCUGCAGCUAAUGAAGGGGUUGAACACGAUAGCACACGGUGAUGGUCAGCGAGCACACUCCUCGAUCGGCUGGCACAGAGAGGCUUCGCAGCGGAUACAAGACUUGCUUUACCACCCACGGGCUGCGCCCGUUACCGCGAGCUGUGCUACCGCGCAGCACAGGCGCACGCACCCGAGGAUGCCGCGCCGCGCCCCUGCGACUGCGCCAACUGCGCCGCACGCCGCGUCUCUGCGCCUGCGCACGCCGCUGCCCCGCCCUGAGACGCGCCCGCCGUGCGACUUACCACCGCAUUAG
Arctia plantaginis is the source of this 960-nucleotide messenger RNA. The record is from the annotation of a GenBank genome assembly. NCBI's taxonomy places the organism in Eukaryota, Metazoa, Arthropoda, Insecta, Lepidoptera, Erebidae.